CUUCAAGCCGACUUGUUCAUUUAUUUUUAUGAUGGCUGACUCAAUACAAGAACUUCUUGAUCUUGAGAAGUUUGUAUGUAGUGCUUUCUUGCACUCAGUGGAAACACACAAUUAACACUGCCAAUAAACGUAGUGACUUCGAAAAACACUUUCAUUCAGGUCCAAAUGGCUACAUCUUUUUAUUGUGACUCUUGUCGAAACAAAAAGACUUCAAAAGCAAUAAUAGAGUGCCUAGAAUGUGAACAGUUAAUUUGUGAACAUUGUGUAAAAGUUCACCAAUCACGUACUCUGCACCAUUUAGUUAACGUUGAUAGUUUACCUACAUCUGUAUUUACUUCAAAUCAAUAUUGUGAAAUACACACGGAAAAGAUUCUGGACUUGUUUUGCACGCAAGAUGACAUGUUGAUUUGUCGGUCCUGCAUGCCGGAAAAACACAGAAACUGCUUUUCAGUCAUCAAGCUUGAAGAUGCUUCUAGAAAUAUAGAUGAUUCCACAAUGUUAAUUGCAACGAAAUCUGAACUUAAUGGAAUAGAAAAUACAAUCGAGAAUUUAGAACAAGAAAGGAAAUCAGCAUUAACUAAAAUAGAGGACGACGCUUCAUUCGCAGCUUCAAAAGUCGCAAAUUUGAAAAAUCGCAUGCUCAAAAGAAUUGAUGAAAUGGAGCAAGACAUAUUAACUGAAAUCAAAGAUAUUAAAGGAAAACAUUUAUCUGGGAUAAAUUCAACCACAGAAGAGAUAAAAGAAAUGAAAAACAAAAUUGACUACCUUAAACAGAACUUAAAAAUAACAGGGCAAGUUGGUUCCAAAAACCAGAAAUUCGUAAUGGUCCAUUCGUUAAAACCGAAGAUUAGCGAGUUGCAGGAUAAACUUCAACAUAUAUUGUCCUCAACCAAAUCAGUUGAUAUCCUAUUUUCACCGACAAUGAAUAUUCUACCAUCCGAAAAAAUGGGCUUGAUUCAGGAAAAUACAAUACCAUGCACCAUUGUUCAUCAUAUUUCUAACCAAAUACAAGCCCCGAUUAUACCAAAAAAGCCACCUUCGUUUAUUUUCACAAAGGAGUUUAAUCUGAUUGAUUCAAUGAUAUCUAGUGCUGUUAUAAUUUCGCAAGACAUGCUACUUGUAUGCUUUUUUGAUAUACCUGCAUUAGGUGUCGUUAAUGAAGAUGGAAUGAUUACACAAAUGCAAAAACUUACAAGUAAACCAUGGAAUAUAGCUAUAAUACCAGACACAGGUAAAGCCAUGGUUAGUUUUGCACGAGAGAAAUCGAUACAGUAUGUCAAAAUAAAGAACUUGGAACUGGAGAAAAAAGUGUCUGUUGAGGAGAAGUUUCCUUCUGAAAUAUGGGGUAUUGCUGUAAGAAAAGACCGAAUUGCUCUAGGUUCAUUUGGAAAAGUUUACUUGUGCAACAUGAAUUUAGACGUUUUAAUAGAUCUAACUGUAGGUGCAGGAAUGGUAUAUUAUUUAAAUUUUGAUAAAUCUGAUAGAUUAUAUUGUAUAAUUAAAGACACAGGAGAAAUAUAUCGUUUUCUAAAGACUGGAAAAUUGUCAUUUAAAUAUAUUUUAAACGACUAUCCAGAUAUUGGAGGGAUAGCGUCUGACAAAACCGGAAAUUUGAUGAUUACAGAGGGUAAAACUAAUUCAAUCAUAGAAGUAAGUUCCGAAGGAAAAAAACACAGACAAAUUUUGGAAGGCAAAGAUGGCAUCAAGAACCCAACUACCCUUUUCUUUAACAAAACUUUUACAAAACUGUUUGUUUUAAGCAGCGAUGGCAGUGUAACAAUUUUUGAGUGUUGCUUGAAUCCACAAAUAUCUCAAAAAGAAUUUAACUGACAGAUUUUGAAACAAUUAUAUGACUAUAAAAUAUGUUGCAGCUACACAGCUGAAGUAUUUGAAUACCAAUGCGAAAAAGGCUUGUCACUUUUACACAGCACAUAAUGAAUAUUGUAAAUUUAUUUGCUGAUAUCUAAUUAAAUAACAGCAACAUAUCUUAAUCAAAAGUAUUUACAUCUGAGUGCAAAAAUGCAAAUCAGAUAUCUUCGAAUUUGAAACAUCUAUAUUUGGUCUCCAAAAGAAUAGUUGUCUCAUUGACAUUCAAUCAACAUCCUCGCAUUUGUAUACCAAUACUAUUAAUGGUACAAUUUUUACAACAACAGAUGCGCUUUUUGACAAAAAUAUCACUUCAAUGAUGCACGAUGCAACAGUAUUUGCUAGCCAAAAUUCUUAUACAUUUAUUGACAAUUAUUGUACCCAACAUAUUAAUCAAAGUAGGAAACCCAUUUAGUAUUUAUUUGAGACAAACAUACUAAUGGAAAAAGUCCAGUUGAAGAUCAUUUAGUGCUUGUGGUUGACAUGUACAGUUGAGAGUGGAAAUAGGGAAAAUGUCAAAGAGACAACAACCGACCAAAGAGCAGACACAAUUAACUUCCGAGAUCGAGUGGAAGAUAGAAAUGUUACACUCUCUUAUUUUACUUGAAUCCACAAGAGUAUAUUGUUAUCAAGAAGUUAACAACUGAUUUAAAGCAACGAAGCAAUUGCAUAAUUUCAAAGGGAAUACAUAUUAGUGGAAGUUUAAUGAAAAUGUAAAAACCAGUCGAGGAUAAUGAUAACAUAUUGAAAUUUCUCCGACUUAGGUUUUUAGUACACUAAACAAAAGAAGAUAAUAUAAACAGAGUGGAAAUUACUAUGGUUAUCAAUUACGUAAUUGUUUUUAACAAGGAGUACAGCCUGUUUAUCAUUAAGUGUUGAUUCAACAUCGUUUAGUGAACGACAUUAACAUGUGGCGUUAUUACGCAAUCUAGUUUCUUUAACAUGUUUAAGAAUUUUAAAUGACCGUGACAUCUAAGAUUUUUGAAAAUAGAUGUUAUGACG
Molecule: messenger RNA, 2868 nt
Organism: Mytilus trossulus (common blue mussel)
Lineage: Eukaryota; Metazoa; Mollusca; Bivalvia; Mytilida; Mytilidae
Product: E3 ubiquitin-protein ligase TRIM71-like
Exons: 3
Coding region: 166-1830 (554 amino acids)
Molecular function (GO): zinc ion binding
Source: RefSeq, a predicted model, not a curated record